This is a messenger RNA of Penicillium robsamsonii, 280 nucleotides long. RefSeq lists its product as uncharacterized. The transcript is spliced from 2 exons. The coding region runs from base 59 to 280 and encodes 73 amino acids. Lineage: Eukaryota; Fungi; Ascomycota; Eurotiomycetes; Eurotiales; Aspergillaceae. The record is from RefSeq and is a predicted model, not a curated record.
UUAUGGUGCAUAUCGCUCAAGUCUCCGCGGUGAUUCCUCAUGUCUAAACCCCGCCGGCAUGAAUAUUUAUGACACCAGUUGCGUUUUUGGACUGAUGAAAUCAACCGACGGUUAUAAGCCUUGGCAAUUUCCGAAGGUUAAGGUCAACCUCCCGGAAGAUUUUUUCCGUGACCUCAAGUUUUUUGAAACCUUCACUAAACGCGCCAAGCCCACAGAAACCAGGCUGCGCUAUAAACUGGACCUCCUGAUAAACGCUGUUUGUCGAUCCCUCUCCGCAUAA